Papaver somniferum (opium poppy) is the source of this 2253-nucleotide messenger RNA. Its product is annotated as protein MAIN-LIKE 1-like. Lineage: Eukaryota; Viridiplantae; Streptophyta; Magnoliopsida; Ranunculales; Papaveraceae. The transcript is spliced from 7 exons. The record is from RefSeq and is a predicted model, not a curated record. Bases 397 to 1845 code for a protein of 482 amino acids.
UCAACAUCCAACCAACCGGUUCAUUUUCUCUGUACCGUCAAAUCUUUGGCGCGCCUUUAAAAGCCUCUCUCUUCUCUCCUCAUUUCCUCUUCAUCUUCUCUUCUUCUCUCACCAUGGAUCGAUCAUAUUAAAGCUUCAACUAAGAUCCUACUGUUUCACAGCUAUCUAUACACAUAACCAAAUUUCAUUAGAGCAAAGCUUAAGGGGAAAACGAUUUGGGGUCUAAAGAACUAAACCAUUUGGGGGAUUCGUUAUCAUUAUCAGGUUUGGAAGUUUCGGAUUUUCAUCAACGCAGAUGUUCGUGUGAAAUAGGACAUCCUCAUCUCCAAUUGGUUUGCGCAGAAGGCCGUUUCUACCUCCUCCAGUGCAACUACAACUACAAUUACAACUGGUAGGAUGGUGACAUACAAGAUAGAUAGUACAACAGAGUACAUAAAUAACAUCGACGACUGGAAACCGAGUAAAGCCGUGCUCCACUAUGUUAAAGGCAUGGGAUUGGAGUUCCUCCAUCAAGAAAAUGAUCGAGGUUUGAAGUUUCCAAUCCAUCGAUCGUUCCAAUUGCUCAAUGAAUUACUCUGGUUUUACAAUAAAGAGGAUAAGGUGUUUUUUUUCAACGAUAUCAAGCUAUCAUACGGGUUGCAAGAUGUUUUUUAUCUAACCGGGUUGCCUAUCAAUGGCAAAAGAGUCAGCGGUGAAGUUUUUGAUGCUCGUGAACAAUUUGAACGUAUAUUCGGCUAUAAACCACUAAAGGGUGAUGCUAUAAUGGAUGUCAAUGGCAACAUAAAUUUGUCUGCUCUCAAAAAACUGUAUAGGAACAUUGGGAAUGACAGUGUGGAACUCACUGAAGAAGUCCGUCAACACAUUUGUGCAUACAUGCUGUAUCAUCUUCACUGUUUUGUCGUCCCAGAGUUGGAUGGGAAAGCCUCUACCAGGUACUUGCCCCUUCUUUCUGACGUUACAAACAUUCACCAGUAUGCGUGGGGUGCUGCCUCAUUGGCAAACCUACACGCAGAACUCGCGUGCAUCCAGGAAAAACAAUUCAAAGCACAUGGGAAUCCUAAGAAGCCAGAUGAAUUGCAAUUUCGUUCCCAGCUCUACCCCCUUCUUCUCUUCUUCUUUGAGCACAUCCCUAAAUUGUUGACAGUGGUUGCAAUCAACAAACCUGAAUGGUCAUUGCCCAUGAAGUUCCCUCUCAUGGCUGAAUGGUCGCAUAUCAUGCUCAAAAGUUUUCUCAAACAUGGGUGGUAUGGGAUGCCUUAUCAGAGGCUAGAAAACAAUUUUAUUCCAUCCGAUUAUAGGGAGCUGGGUAAAUUUGCAGCAACUAGGACCAUAUUGCAUUUCUUUGAGAAAUGCUCCUACCAUCGACCCGAUUUGGCUCCAAAACAAUUUGGGAUUAUAAAUGUUGAUGAAACUAAGUUGAAGGACAUGAUUGAAAUCCAUACUUGUAGUCGUAAAGGUCCCAGAGUAAAGAACUUUCUUGAUUAUACUGCUAACAAUUGUAAUUACCCUGCCAUGGGGUUGGUGUGGGAGGAGAGGAUGCAUUCUGAUCUCAGACAUCAAAGUCCCAUGGAAGCCGAAAAUGAGGAGGAUGAGGAUCAAGGUACUGCACAGUCCACUGAUAAUGUGGACCGGGUUUGGAAUGACAGUAUGGAGCUGGAGAAUGAGCAAGACAAUCCCGUGGAAUCGGAGCUGGGGAAUGAGCAAGGUCUGAACGGGAUUAGGAUGCCUGAGCGCAGCUGUCAAAGUCUUGUCGGAGCGGAGAAUGCGGAUCAAGAUGAUGAUGACGACUACGAUGGAAACCUAAUUCUUGAUAACCCUGAGAGCACCAUAUGGUAUUUUAUCUAGAUCCUUGUCAAGAAGUUCAAGGACCGUUCUCAAAGCAUGGAAGAGCAGGGACUGGUUUGAACCUGAUUUCAGGGUUUGGAAAACAGGGCAGACAAAAGAAGAAGUAAUACUGCUUACUGAUGCAAUAUCUCAAGUAUUCCCUAGUAAGUGAGCAAGUGUGUUGAAUUCUCUUGGAAUCAUUUUGCACAUCUAGUUACAAUUACUAUUGUGAAGUUCCUUUCAGUUUUUCUCUGUUGUCCCUUGACUUUCGUGGAACACAUCCUGAAUCCAUUUCCUGUUAAAACCAUACUCAGGUUUAAUUAUCUUUUCAGAAGUUUUUCUUGCAGUUUUUGGAAUUGUGGUGUUUAAAUUUCUGUAAGCAGUGGAUGCUGUUUGUAAUGUUAAUGGCAAGUUGUUUCGAAUUCUCCA